AUGAAUAACAAGAGAUCCUAUAAUGAUAGGAAUAAACAUACAAACUCAAAUGAAAACGAACAUAUUCCCAGAUAUAUAAAAACUAAACCAUGGUAUUAUAAUGAUUCAAAAUCGGAAGAUUAUCUAAUUCAUCACAGGCAGAAACAUGGCAAAGAUAAUAAUUCAAUUGAUAUUGAUCAUAAUGAUGAACCAAAGAUAGGUCUCGGAAUUGAAGAUAGAUUUAUAUCAAUGAAGCGCAGUUAUAAAAAGAAUAAGUCUAACAUUUGUGAGAACUGUGGUUCUGAAGGCCAUUCUAGAAGAGACUGUUUAGAAAAACCAAGAAAACUACAAUCUAGGAUAGAAGGAGAAAAUAUUGAAGUGAAAGUAAGGGAUGACGACAAUCUUGAUUGGGACGCCAAGAAUGAUAGAUGGUUCGGUUAUGCAGGAAAGGAAUAUGAUGAGACGUUGCAAUCAUGGAGGGAGAAAAGAGACAGAAAUAUGAUCCUAGAUAACCAAGAUAAAGAAAGUACGUGGGACAUUGAUGAAGAAGUAGAAUUGUUCAAAUUAGGCUUACAAAGGGAUUCUGCAGGGAAACUAAGAGAAGAACGAAACGGCAAAGCUGGCGCUUCUGUAACGUCAGUCAGAUUGAGAGAAGAUAAAGCUGCUUACCUAAAGGAUAUCCAUUCCGAUGAAAUAAAUUAUGACCCAAAAUCAAGACUUUACAAGAGUCAAGAAUUAGGUACCGUGGAUGAGAAAUCAAAAAUGUUCCGGAGGAAACUAGUUGGGGAAGGUUUAGAAUUAGAGAAACUGCACAAAUUUUCACGUGAUUAUGCUAAAAGUGUAGGUAUUCGUGACGAAAGAGAGGACAAGAAGAAAAUUGAACAUGUUCUUAUUGCAAACCCUACCAAAUAUGAGCAACUAAUGAAGCAACAAAAAAGUAUAGAACAGGAAAAAGCGAACAAAAAUAAAGUAGACAUCAGCACUUUACAAGCUCAAAAGUUACAUGGUACCAAGCAAAGCGAAGAGGAUAAGAAACAGAUAAUGGAUCUUUAUGAAUAG
Molecule: messenger RNA, 1038 nt
Organism: Kazachstania africana CBS 2517
Lineage: Eukaryota; Fungi; Ascomycota; Saccharomycetes; Saccharomycetales; Saccharomycetaceae
Gene: SLU7
Product: mRNA splicing protein SLU7
Exons: 1
Coding region: 1-1038 (345 amino acids)
Biological process (GO): mRNA splicing, via spliceosome
Cellular component (GO): spliceosomal complex
Molecular function (GO): pre-mRNA 3'-splice site binding; zinc ion binding
Source: RefSeq, a predicted model, not a curated record